This is a messenger RNA of Cutaneotrichosporon cavernicola, 495 nucleotides long. RefSeq lists its product as uncharacterized. The transcript has 3 exons. NCBI's taxonomy places the organism in Eukaryota, Fungi, Basidiomycota, Tremellomycetes, Trichosporonales, Trichosporonaceae. Bases 1 to 495 code for a protein of 164 amino acids. The record is from RefSeq and is a predicted model, not a curated record.
AUGCCAGUCAAGCAGCUCGAAGCACCGUACCCCGUCAUCGACGUCGACCCCCACUUCCGGCGCGUGGUCGGGUACAUGCGCCCCAACGACUUCCUCCUCUGGGGCGGCGUUACUGCGUCGGGCCCAAUCCUCAUUCGGCUCUGGGAGCGCAUGGACCCGACAAAGUCGACGCAUGGGAUUCGGCACGCGGCACGCUUUGCCGGGUGCAUGGGGUUCGCGGCGGGAUUCAUGCUGGCGUACCAGAACUCUUCUUUCCGCUUCCUCGGCCUCAAGGAGAACAAGCGCGAGCAGGAGAUGGACUUUGAGGAGCUCUCGGCACUGGCCAAGGCCGGCAAGCCGCUCUACGGAGAGACCGACCUCUCGCCUUACCUCCAGGGCAUGGCUGCGCGUAACUCGACGUACUCGCAGUUCAAGCUGCAGACGAUUCCUUGGUUCAACCUCGUCAACCACAACGACCACGGCGUCGACACGUCCAAGUACUACAACUCCAAGUAG